Solanum stenotomum is the source of this 2556-nucleotide messenger RNA. RefSeq names its product zinc finger BED domain-containing protein RICESLEEPER 2-like. Gene Ontology annotation, molecular function: protein dimerization activity; DNA binding. The coding region runs from base 1 to 2556 and encodes 851 amino acids. The transcript is spliced from 5 exons. The record is from RefSeq and is a predicted model, not a curated record. Lineage: Eukaryota; Viridiplantae; Streptophyta; Magnoliopsida; Solanales; Solanaceae.
AUGACGAGCUUGAAAGACGACAGCGAGUUCUACCACACAGUCGCGAACGAAACAACAAGCGAGGGAUCUAGAUAUUUCGUCCCAUUCCAGAAGAGAAAAUGGGGACACACGCGUGUUUAUGUUUGCUGCUGCGACAGGGACGCAACCUCUGGGUUCCCAUGUGGUGAAGAAACGGGUGGGGGGUCGUUUGAUUCGGGCAUUGCUGUUGUUAAAGUUUUGGAGAAGAAGCUAGCAGUGGGGUCGGCUGGUAUUGUUGUUGUUAUUAUUUUGUGGGAUGGAAUUGCAGUGUUGGAUAACGGGUUGAAGGAAUAUGGGCUACUGGAAAUAGACAUAUACAUGACUGAAAAUAUUAUAACUGAUGAGGUGGUUGUCCUGGUCGAUGAAAGUAUUAAUUCAAAUGCUACACGUCAAACAAAAUAUGUUCAGUUAAAGGUAAAGAAAGAAAGAAAGAAAAGAUCUCGGGCAUGGGAUCAUUUCGGAUCAUUUGUUGAAGAAGAAGGGAAUAAGAAAUCCAUGUGUAAGCAUUGUGGUGCAGAUUAUUUUGCUGAUUUAGGUAAAAAUGGUACGACGUCAAUGCUUACUCAUAUGUUAACAUGUCCAAAGAUGCCUCGAAUUGUUGAUAAAAAUCAAACUCAAAUAGGCUUUAAAACAGUUCAAGGGGGUGAUACGGAUGAUGUGGUUGUUGUUUCUUGGAAAUUUGAGCAAGAGCAAUGUAGGAAAGCUUUAUGUCGCAUGGUGAUUGUGGAUGAACUCCCUUUCAAAUUUGUCGAGAAGGAAGGUUUUAGAAACUUUAUGAAAGUAACGCAACCUCAUUUUAAGAUUCCUUCUCGUACCACUGUGACGCGUGACUGUUUUAAACUUUUUGAUGUGGAGAAACAGAAGUUGAGGAAAUCUUUCGGAGAAGCACAACAAAGAGUUAGUCUUACUACUGAUACUUGGACCUCUUUGCAGCGAAUUAAUUAUAUGUGUAUCACUGCACAUUGGAUCGAUAAAGAAUGGAUGAUGCAUAAGAGGAUAAUUAGCUUCUGUCAAGUUUCUAGUCAUAGGGGUGAAGAUAUGGCUAAUGAGAUAAGUAAGUGUUUACGUGAUUGGGGGUGGGAUAAAAAUUUUACUAUCACAGUUGAUAAUGCUAGUUCGAAUGAUGUGACUGUGAAAGAGUUGUCGAAGAUAUUCACCAAACGGGGUACCAAUUUCAUGAAUGGAGAACACCUUCAUGUGAGGUGUAUGGCACAUAUUCUAAAUCUUGUUGUUCAAGAUGGUUUGAAAGUGUCGGCUGCAUCUAUUGAACGGGUUAGAAAAGCAGUUAAAUACAUUAGGUUGUCUCCUGCAAGGUGUAAGAGGUUCCAUGAAUGUGCUGAAGAUGUUGAUAUCAAUUGUAACAAAUCUUUAUGUUUGGAUGUUUCUACGAGGUGGAACUCCACAUACUUGAUGUUGAACAGGGCUAUUGAGUUUGAAAAUGUGUUUUCUAGUUAUGUUGAUCGUGAUAUUGGUUUGUUGCAUUACCUUCAAUUUGUUGAGGAUGAAGAUGGAACUGCUGUCGGUGCACUUUCGAGUGAUGAUUGGAACAAUGUAAAGAAAGUUGCUGAUUUCCUUCAAAUCUUCUAUGAUCUUACCAGAGAAGUAUCUGGAUCACAGUACGUUACAUCAAAUUUACACUUUCUUAAGAUUUGUGAAGUUUCUUGUUAUUUGAAAAAAUUGAUAGUGAGUGAAGAUGACACUGAUGAUCUUUUGGGUAAAAUUGCUAAAAAUAUGAGAGAAAAAUUUGAUAAGUAUUGUGGUACUCCUAACAAAAUGAAUAAGAUGAUUUUUAUUUCUUGUGUUUUGGAUCCUCGACACAAGUUUGUUUUGGUUGGCUUUGCACUUCAAAUGAUGUUUGGAAAAGAAAAAGGACUAGUUCUAGAGCAUGAAGUUAGAGGCUACAUGGAUUUAAUGUUUGGUGAAUAUGUAAAGUCUCUUUCAAAAGAUAAAGAUAGUCAUCACUCUUCAUCUUUAUCUAGCUCUUCAUUUGAAAAGUUCAGUUCACUGCCUUCAAGUUCAGAUAGUACUGUCCAAUCAAUAGGAUCUUUGGGGUCAUUCAUGGUUGAUCUAAUGAAACAUAAAGCUGGAAAUGCUACAAUUGUUAAAACAGAAUUGCAAAAAUAUCUUGGUGAAGAAAAUGAAGUUGAAACCAAGAACUUUAACAUCCUGUCUUGGUGGAAAAUAAACUCACCUAGAUUUCCAAUUCUUGCCGAGAUGGCUCGAAAUGUGUUAGCUAUUCCUAUUUCAAGUGUGGCAUCCGAGUGUGCAUUUAGCACUGGUGGACGUAUUUUGGAUUCAUUUAGGAGUUCAUUAACUCCUAAAUUGGUGCAAACUCUAGUGUGCCUUCAAGAUUGGAUUCGAAGUGAAUCACGACAUGUUAGUGUUGAGGAAGAUAUAGAUGUCCUUGAACAACUUGAACAAGCAUUCUUGAUGAUUAACAUGGAGUUGAAGCUCUUCUUUGUUGCAUUUGGAUGUGGACAUUUGCUGUUAAAGAUAGUUCAAGAUGAACUGCCGAUUUACAACUGGGCUUGGUUCUAA